This is a messenger RNA of Closterium sp. Yama58-4, 2670 nucleotides long. The record is from the annotation of a GenBank genome assembly. Lineage: Eukaryota; Viridiplantae; Streptophyta; Zygnematophyceae; Desmidiales; Closteriaceae.
AUGGUGGCUCCAUUUCAUCGAUCCUUUUCCGACGAGAAUCGCAUCGUCUCGCCGACCACUGCACAGCUGACACGUGGAGCAUCAGUAGGAGGAGCAGUCGGAGGAGCAGGAGCGUCGGUCCCAGCAGGCGCCCUUGCACCAGUGCGUGUAGCUCACGGUCCUAUCUAUCCCACUGCUAGUGGGUAUGCUACUAACGGGGACGGGAACUCUGGGGGCUUGCGGGGUUCCCUGGGGAGCGGAGGCGGCAGCGCCAGGGCGCUUUCAAGGUCCAGCAGCGGGGCAGUUAAUAACGCGGAUGGAGUGGGUACUGUUAGUAACGGAGAGGCGGGGAGCGGGAGGAGGCUAAGGCGCGUGGAAAGCGGGGAGGGGAGCGGGAAGCAGCACUGGUCCGGUACAAGCAGCAGCGCGCUCUCUGCUUAUAACGAAACGCCUCGCGCCUGGGGAAGCCACGUGUCCGGCAAUGGUGACAACAGCGGGGGCGCCAUUCUCGAGCUGGGUGACUAUAACGACCAGGUCCCCCCAUCCCCGUUCCCAGACCCUAUCAAGGAAGAGGAAGCUUCCGUGGAAGGCAGGAAUGUUCCUAUGCCGGAUGUGACUCUAGAAGAAGAGCUCUCUGAGUCUCUUAUGCCGCUCAAGUGGGUGUUCUUCCCCGAAGCAGACCCCAUUCAGCAGUUUCGCGGAAAGCCGUGGCGGGAGAAGAUCUGGGUGUUUCUUAAGGGCGUGUUCCCAAUCCUCGCAUGGCUUCCGGAGUACGACUGGCGGUACUACCUGCUUGGUGACAUUAUCGGAGGCGUUUCCAUCGCUAUCAUGUCCGUUCCCCAGGACGUCUCAUACGCCAAGUACGCCAACAUGCCUGCCGAGUUCGCUCUCCGCACCAGUUUCAUCCCGCCGCUGCUCUACGCCAUACAGGGUUCCUCCAAGCACCUCGUCGUCGCGCCCGUGUCUGUCAUCUCUCAGCUGCUCGGCACCUCCGUCAGCGCGCUCGCCGACCCCGCCACCGACCCGGCGCUCUACACCAGCCUCGUUGUCACUGCUACCUUCUUCUGUGGCCUCUUCCAACUCAUCAUGGGGCUCUGCCGGUUCGGUUUCCUGGUGGAUUUUCUGAACCAGCCAACCAUUGUAGGGUUCCUGUCAGGGUGCUCCCUCACCAUCGCUAUUCAGCAGCUGAAGCUCAUCCUGGGGUACAAGGACUUCACGCUCAGCACGAGCAUCGUCAACAUCAUUGCCGCUAUUGUGCAAUACAGCUACCAGUUCCAAUGGAAGGCGUUUGUCAUGGGAAUGUCAUUCUUCCUCUACCUCUCCACGGUGCGCCUGCUGGUGUAUCUCAAGCCCAAGAACAAGGUCUUCUAUUAUCUGAACGCCCUCGGCCCCCUCACCUCCAUCCUCGUCUCCACCAUCAUUGUGGCAGCUGCAGGGCUGGCAGACAAGGGCAUUCCCACUAUAGGGAAGAUUGCCACAGGGCUGCACGGCGCUUCCUCCAUCUCCUACCUCAACUUCUCACGGGAGUACGUUGCUGACGUGGCCACUGUCGGCUUCAUCGCCUGCCUCGUCUGCCUAGCGGAAUCAGUGGGUAUCGCCCGUACCUUCGCCAGCCUCUAUGGUUACCACAUCGAUGGUAACAAAGAGAUGGUGGCCUAUGGUUCAAUGAACCUGGUCGGCUCCUUCACCUCCUGCUACGUGGCAACAGGUUCGUUCUCCCGCACGGCGGUCAACAUGCUAGCGGGCGCAAGGACAGCGCUCACACAAGUCAUCAUGGCGCUACUCAUGCUCCUCGUGCUGCUCGUCGCUGCCCCGAUCUUCAAGAACGUUCCCAAUUGUGUGGUAGGAGCAGUCAUUGCCAAUGCUGCCUUGAACCUGGUAAGCCGCCAAUCAAAAGGUCGCCAUCCUCCUCUCCCUCAUCAAGAUCCUCCUGCGCUCGUCGCCUGCUCGCCCUCCUUCCCCCACACUGACCUCCUUCCCUCCUCUUCCAACCCCCUUUCCCCCCUCCCCCUCCCCUUCUCCCUCCUUCCCCCCCGUUCCCAGCUGGAUUUCCACGCAGCCUGGUCCCUGUGGAGGGUAGACAAGAUGGAUUUCCUGGUCAUGUCGGGCUGCUUCCUCGCCAUCCUUUUCGGCUCCCCCGAGAUCGGCCUUCUAGUCGCCAUCCUCCUCUCCAUCAUCAAGAUCCUCCUGCGCUCCCUCCGCCCGCACAUCCGCCUGCUGGGACUGCUCCCCAACGCCGCCGCUACAGCCGUGAGCGUGCUGCAGUUCCCCAACAGCGCGCUGUGCGAGGGGAUCGUGAUGCUGAGGGUGGAGAGCCCGCUGUAUUUCCCCGGAGCGAAUUUUGUGAGGCAGCGCGUGAAGAAGCUGUGUGACGCUUACGCGAGGGGUUACCAGCAGCCAGUCAAGCACUGCGUGUUGGAUCUAUCAGUGAUGCAUGACAUUGAUGUGACGGCCAUUGAGGCCAUGAGGGACCUUCACCGCGAUCUCACACAGAUGGGCAUCCAGCUGUGCCUGGCGAGUGCCAACAGGGACGUGCUGCGCAAGAUGUUUGACGCACAACUACUCGCAGAGAUAGGUGCAGAGGUGGGUAAUGCUGGAAGCUCGGCCGUGCUGUGGCGCCCUUUCAGCUUGCUGCCCAAGGGAUCUGCUGCCAAGGAGAGAGGAGCUGUUGAACGAAGUGCGGAAAAUUGA